AUGUCUUCUCUAUCCCGCCGUGCGUGCUAUAAAUGUGGCAAUGUUGGCCACUACGCCGAGGUGUGCUCCUCUGCUGAGCGCCUUUGCUACAACUGCAAGCAACCUGGCCACGAGUCCAACGGAUGCCCUCUUCCUCGCACUACCGAGGCGAAGCAGUGCUAUCACUGCCAGGGCCUUGGCCAUGUGCAGGCUGACUGCCCGACUCUCCGAUUGAGCGGUGCCGGUACCAGCGGUCGUUGCUACAACUGCGGACAACCCGGGCAUCUAGCCCGCGCUUGCCCCAACCCGCCUACCGUUGGUCUGGGCCGUGGUGGACCAGUUGGUCGUGGUGGAUAUGGCGGAUAUGGACGGGGUGGAUUUACAGGUGGCCCUCGCCCGGCUACUUGCUACAAGUGCGGUGGCCCGAACCACUUCGCUCGUGAUUGCCAGGCGCAGGCGAUGAAGUGCUAUGCAUGCGGCAAGCUUGGUCACAUUUCUCGAGACUGUACCGCUCCCAACGGCGGCCCGCUCAACACUGCCGGCAAGACUUGCUACCAGUGCGGCGAAGCGGGCCACAUCUCUCGUGACUGCCCUCAGAAGAACACCAACGGCGAGGUCAGCCAGGAGGUCGGCAUCAACCCAGGUGAAAUUCCUGCACCGGCGGUUGCUCCUAUCGCUCCAGUCGCUUGA
Messenger RNA from Phaeoacremonium minimum UCRPA7, 669 nucleotides. Its product is annotated as putative zinc knuckle domain containing protein. The transcript has 4 exons. Gene Ontology annotation, cellular component: cytoplasm. Gene Ontology annotation, molecular function: mRNA binding; translation regulator activity; zinc ion binding. NCBI's taxonomy places the organism in Eukaryota, Fungi, Ascomycota, Sordariomycetes, Togniniales, Togniniaceae. The record is from RefSeq and is a predicted model, not a curated record. Gene Ontology annotation, biological process: positive regulation of cytoplasmic translation. Bases 1 to 669 code for a protein of 222 amino acids.